CCCAGAACUAUAACACCUAUGUUACCUUUUGGAAUGUAACGACACCUUAUUUUUGAUUGGCUAAGUUAUCAGUAUUUUUGGGUCAGCUUUUUUUCUCUCCACUGGACUUAAGCAUUUUAUUCUUAGAAAAGAAUAAAGCAAGAAUAUAUAUUUUUUUGGAGUUGGGUCAAGCGUCGCCGUCGCAGUAGGUUUCAUGGCACGCGUGUGUAGGCAGGUAACCGGGGGCGUGGCAAGCUUUGCAGGCUGGGUAGGCAUUAUCAUUGCCACGGCGACCCACGACUGGGUGCGCACCUGCGAGUACACAGUCACCACCUGCCUGCGCAUGGACGAGCUGGGGACGAGAGGCCUCUGGGCAGAGUGCGUCACCUCCCAGUCACUUUACCACUGCGUCACGCUCAACCAAAUCCUCACACUGCCAGCGUACAUCCAGGCAUGUCGGGCGCUGAUGGUGUGUGCCUGUCUGUUGGGUCUGCCAGCUGUCGGCCUGGUUCUGAUGUCCAUGCCCUGUGUCCGGCUCGAAGACGAGAUCCCCGCCACCAAGAGACGUCGCGCUGUCCUGGGGUGUGCACUCCUCUUCAUCAUGGCCGUCUGCGGUUUGGUGUCCACCAUAUGGUUUCCUAUAGGCGCUCAUGCGGAGGAGGGUUUGAUGUCAUUCGGCCCCUCGCUGUAUGCCGGAUGGACCGCCUCAGUCCUCUGCCUGCUGGGGAGCUCCAUGGUCCUCUGCUGCCUUCCUAAAGACCCCUCAACGAGCUUCCAGUGGCGGGAAAACUACCACGCCAGGCCACCAGGGGCCACCAAAAGGGACAUCAGCCCUGCCGCUUCCAUGGUUGUCUCGGGCAACCACGCCAAGAGCGCGCUCGUGUGAGAACGUGCGCAAUGUGAGAGAAAGGGGUUGAGUUCCAGGCCAGUCGCAUUGCAGAUGACUGCCAGGGCGCACAACAUCCAGAUACCUAGGUCUUUAUCGUUUCGGUUAACCGGCUCACAUCCAUUGUGGGACCCACAAUCGUGGGUUCAUGCAGUGUGAUUUUGUCGGGCAGGAAAAGGAGAUGAGCUGCAGAACAACACAUUGUCAUCCACCGUUUG
Molecule: messenger RNA, 1083 nt
Organism: Esox lucius (northern pike)
Lineage: Eukaryota; Metazoa; Chordata; Actinopteri; Esociformes; Esocidae
Product: claudin-11
Exons: 3
Coding region: 194-865 (223 amino acids)
Biological process (GO): bicellular tight junction assembly; cell adhesion
Cellular component (GO): bicellular tight junction; plasma membrane
Molecular function (GO): structural molecule activity
Source: RefSeq, a predicted model, not a curated record